UGAUGAUACACAUUCAAAUAAUGUCCAAAGACUCAAUGAGGAGGUUACAACAGAGCAAUCUGAUAGGACAGAAUUAACGUCUGCUCAAACUCAAAAUGAGGCUAAUCAAACUCAGAAUGAGGCUGAUACUGCUGAAUCAAAUAUUGCCAGUGGAAUAAAUGAAGAUGACAGUGCCAUAGAUGAGAAUAGUGCAGUUAACUCUGAACAAACCAUUGAAGUAGUUAUUAAUGAGUCUGAAGCCAACAUAUCUCAGACUCCAUCAAUUAGAACUUCAACUUCUUCAGAAAGAACCCCUACCCCCUCAGCGAGUUCCCCCACCCCCUCCACUUCAACCAUCCAAGACUCUCCUAUGCAAACCUUAUCUGCUCAAACCCCACAGUCUGCUUCAGAUCGCAGACCGAACAGUUCUGUCGCUAGUCUGUCUUCUCAAUUGGCUGACAUACCCGUUAUAUCAUCUCGGGUUUCAUUGGAUGCUUUACACGAUCAUAGAGACAUCACUGAUGCUACGGCACUUAACAACCUUGAAGAUGAAGUAUUCGAUGGAAAUGCCCCCACAGGAGUUCCAUCCUUUCAACGAUUAUUUAGUCGGGAUAGCAAUAAUGAUGUUUUAGAAACCGAGGGUACAACUCAUGCUCGAUUGUUUAGUAGAGGAAGUGGGAGUGUUACGAUCGAACCUGAGGGUCGGACCCAUACUCGCUUGUUCAGUAGAGGGAGUGGUAGUGUCUCCACUGACCCCCCUCCUUUCCCCGCGAAUGAGUUCAGCUCCCCAUCUGAAACCAGAGAAGGGAUGUUAUCACCCGUUGCCGAUGCUGAUGAAACACAGGGAACAACUCAAAAUGAUACAAAUGCAGUAGCAGAGGGAGCAUCUCAAACAAACACUCAGUCCACGGGGGCUGUGCUACAACAAAGGUCACAGGGGUUGGAUAGUACAUUAAAUACAAGUCUGUCUGAAGAAAUAUGGGAACCAAGAGAGGGCGCCAUUGUUGAGGAUACAACUGUGGCUCCCUCUGGUAUAGCACAACCAGCACAACCAACACAACAAGAAGCGCAACCAAAUGAAAUAGCACAACCCAAUGACAAUGCAGCACAACCAGAUCAAGACACAUCCCAAAUGAACAAUGAUGAACCAGAAGGUAACAGCCAAUCACGACUUCCAAAUGGGACAGUUGCCGCGACAACAGGUACAGGGACAGGAAGUGGUUCUACCCCUACAUCCAGUAGACGAAGUUCCCAUCAUGCUAGACAGAUUGCCUUCCAGCGUGUCGACCCCCUGCCGGGAGAGGAGCCCUUACCCCCAGGCUGGGAGGUACGAAUAGAUAGUCACGGUCGCAAAUUCUACAUUGACCAUAUCAACCGCCAAACAACAUGGACUCGACCACGUGCCCAACAGGUGCCUCCAACUGGGCAAGCUGUACGGAGAGUGCCAUCUAUUAGCAGUGAACAAAGGGAAGAUUUGGACAGGAGGUAUCGGAGCAUACGUCGCACGAUCAAUGACUCAUCACAACCUCGAGUUGAUGAACUUGGUGGAACGCCACCUAUAGACCAUGCCACACCAGCGCAGUCCUCGGAACAGCCCGCCCCCACCACCAGUGCGACAACCUCACCCCAGAGGAACAUAGACUCCAGUACUUUGAUGCAGUUUCCGGCCAUUAAGUUUCUCACUCGACCCGACCUCUUCUCACUUAUUCAGAACGCUCAGGACAGUAUGGCAGAGUAUAACAGAAACAGUACAUUAAAACAUAUGCUGACGAAAAUAAGGCGAGAUCCGCAAGUCUUUCAAAGGUAUCAACAUAACAGAGAUCUUGUCGGAUUCUUAAACAUGUUUGCUGACCCAAACAUGGAGCUACCGAGAGGUUGGGAGGUGAAAUACGACCGCUCUGGAAAAGCGUUCUUCAUCAACCAUACGGAAAGACGCACCACGUUUAUCGAUCCACGAUUACCAGUUGAUGUUCCGAUUAUGCAGAAUGGUAGCUUGAUGCCUUUGAUGCGACAACGGAGCCGUAGCGCUGGGGAGAGGGAUAUGCCAGGGAUGGCACCCACACCUCCACCCAGGCCUAACAAUGCAGAUGCAACAGCCUCCUCAGCUACAGCUGCUGUUCCAUCAACUUACAAUGAAAGAGUGGUCGCUUUCCUAAAACAGCCAAAUAUUGAGAAAAUUCUGUCUGAGCGGCAUCCCACGUACAGAUAUGAUAGUUCACUGAAGUCAAAAAUUGCCAAAAUUGUCAAGUUUGGUGAACCACGAUUAGAACGCCUUUCAAAUGAUGUCGACUUAAUAGUUCUGCUAAGUAUGUUCGAAAAUGAGAUAAUGUCAUAUGUACCUCCUCAUCUCGCCACUGUCUCUAAACAACACAAUAGCCCCCUUGGGUCCCCCCAGGGGUCGCCAGCAUUGCAGCGGGCAAAUGUACGGGUACCUGCUCCUUAUAAACGUGACUUCCAAGCGAAAUUGAGAAACUUCCAUAGAAAGCUAGAAAAUAAAGGAUAUGGUCAGGGUCCUGGAAAAGUAAAGCUAUCUGUAAGAAGAGACCACGUUCUAGAAGAUGCCUAUAACAAGAUAAUGGCUACCAGCAAGAAAGAACUACAAAGAAGCAAAUUGUUCAUUAGCUUCAAGGGGGAAGAAGGGUUGGAUUAUGGUGGCCCCGGGAGAGAAUUUUUCUUCCUCCUUUCUAGAGAGCUCUUCAAUCCAUACUAUGGCUUAUUUGAAUACUCAGCCAAUGAUACUUACACAGUGCAAGUCAGCCCAAUGUCUGCCUUUGUAGAGAAUGCUCACGAAUGGUUUAGAUUCGCAGGACGUGUGAUAGCACUGGCUCUGAUACAUCAAUACCUGUUAGAUGCUUUCUUCACCAGGCCUUUUUAUAAGGCACUUCUCAAAUUGGGUACCACGCUAAGUGACGUCGAGGCAAUAGACACAGAAUACCACCAAAGUAUUUUAUGGAUUAAAGAAAAUGACAUCACAGAUAUGGGACUAGAUUUAACAUUCUCCGUAAAUGAAGAAGUAUUCGGACAAAUAACUGAACGAGACCUUAAACCAAAUGGUCGACACAUACCAGUGACUGAAAAAAAUAAAAAGGAUUAUAUAGAUCGUGUUGUUAAGUGGAGAGUUGAACGUGGAGUUGUUGAACAAACCGAGUCGCUUGUCCGAGGUUUUUAUGAGGUCAUUGACUCGAGAUCAGUGUCGGUGUUUGACGCUAGAGAACUAGAACUUGUAAUAGCUGGAAUCGCUGAGAUCGAUACAGCUGAUUGGAGGAAACAUACUGAAUAUCGCUCAGGCUACCAUGAAAUGCAUCCUGUUGUUCAGUGGUUUUGGAUGGCUGUGGAGAGAUUUGACAGUGAGCGCAGAUUACGUCUGCUCCAAUUUGUUACAGGGUCAUCCAGCGUCCCAUAUGAAGGGUUUGCAGCACUACGGGGUAGCAAUGGGCCUAGGAAAUUCUGCAUCGAGAAAUGGGGGAAGAUUUCUAGUUUACCAAGGGCACAUACCUGUUUUAAUCGGAUUGAUCUACCAGCCUACAACUCAUUUGAGAUGCUUUUUGACAAACUAUCUACUGCAGUUGAGGAGACUAGUACAUUUGGGAUUGAAUAGAUGGCGCUGUGCUUUAUAUGAAAAUGCCAGGAUGUGGAAUACAAGAUGGUGC
This is a messenger RNA of Owenia fusiformis, 3629 nucleotides long. The record is from the annotation of a GenBank genome assembly. NCBI's taxonomy places the organism in Eukaryota, Metazoa, Annelida, Polychaeta, Sabellida, Oweniidae.